This is a messenger RNA of Cetraspora pellucida, 398 nucleotides long. The record is from the annotation of a GenBank genome assembly. NCBI's taxonomy places the organism in Eukaryota, Fungi, Glomeromycota, Glomeromycetes, Diversisporales, Gigasporaceae.
AUGCCAACUAUUAAAGAAUGCAUUGAUAAAAAGGUUCAAUUUGGUACUACGAUGUCACUAGCCAAGACCAGUAUUCAAAUUGCAGUAUCAGAGGGAGUUGCAGCAGAAUUAGUCGGGGUUUUAACCCAAUUCAUAACAAAAUAUUAUCGCAAUACUGGUUUGGGCAUACAAAAGACUCAUAGUAUACAAAAUGAAGAUAUGCAAACAAAUGCCUCUACUAGUGAAAUUGAAUCUGAUAACCGACAAUCUCUAAUUAACUCAGGUUCUCGCUUUAAUACUACUGAAGUUUCUAAUCCAGAAUAUCACAAGCCAAGAGGCCGUCCCCCAAAACGAUUGAAAUCAUAUAUUGAAGAAGAUAAAGAAAAUGCUAAGCAACAUUCUAAUCGUGAACAAAGAAC